This is a messenger RNA of Anopheles funestus (African malaria mosquito), 6853 nucleotides long. RefSeq names its product glutamate receptor 1-like. The record is from RefSeq and is a predicted model, not a curated record. The coding region runs from base 1252 to 4119 and encodes 955 amino acids. The transcript has 13 exons. Lineage: Eukaryota; Metazoa; Arthropoda; Insecta; Diptera; Culicidae. Gene Ontology annotation, molecular function: transmitter-gated monoatomic ion channel activity involved in regulation of postsynaptic membrane potential; glutamate-gated receptor activity. Gene Ontology annotation, biological process: modulation of chemical synaptic transmission; monoatomic ion transport; synaptic transmission, glutamatergic. Gene Ontology annotation, cellular component: postsynaptic membrane; plasma membrane.
AUAGUGAAAAGCUUCCCUCUCACGCGGCCAUCUCUCAGCGCAUGGAUGCUGUGCAGCAGCAGUACCGAAGUGGUACCGGUUUUAGUACACGGCACGACGAACAUUCCUUCGCACACCGAUCGAGCCGUUUCGGGCGGCCAACGGGAACUGCCUUAGCUGAUGGCUGCCUUAGUACUAAAGUGGACGUCAGUCAUGAUGGGCGCGUAGGCACGGUUUGCUGCCGUACGAAAAGUGGUGUCAAAUUUUUUUGAGAGCCCAAAUAUAUUACCCUCCUGGCAGGGUAUUCACUCGCCACCUGCCCCCUAUAAAACAACUGCCCAAAAAUCACCAUCUCACGUGGACGGAGUUGAUGUGUUACCGUGAGGGUGUUUCGGCCGCCGUUUUCCGGCCUGUCCGUAAUUGCAUCGGAAUUGGAUGCUUGCUUUCAUCGGUUUUUAUUUGUUUGUUUGCACUGCUCAACGAUUAGCGUCCGCGAGAUGGUGUGAAAAAGCUGGCAAAAAGAGAGCGAGAUAAAGAGAGUGUAAGUGAUCAUUGGUGGCGUGACAGCUCGCAGCUGGUAUGGGGAGAAUUUUUCACGAAAACAUAGCUAAAACCUUCAUCGGGCACGACCCGUUUGUAAUGGCAGUGCGUACAACAGUGUGCCCUGCGGUGUUCUCGCUGUGUGUAUGUAAGUGUUCUCAGAACUCAGAUCCUGCGUACAGUGAGGUAAACAAAUCAGCUCAACACGAUGUUGCCCAUUGAAAGGCAUCUGAAAAGCUGAAAAACCGGGAAAACCGAAGCUGCUAAUCUCUAAACGCUUCAUGUUAGUGUUCGUGUUUUAAUCUUGUAUUGCAGUACAAUACUGCGUGUAUCUCCGGUUCGUGCUGCAGGCGGAAGCGAAAGCAAACAACGUGAAAUCACCAUAUUUAAAUGGUUCUCGGCUUCCACCGUGCAUCGUUCCACCCACGUGUAUCUUUAUCCUGAAGAGGGGGAAUCUCCCAUUGUGUUGUGAUUGCUGCAAUUUACUUUCCACAAAAGCGUAACCAAGCAGUAGCGAGAAAAGAAAAAUAGUGUCCUGUUGAUCUGUUUACUUUCCUCGGAGUAAAGUUGUAAAAAUAAAACAAGCAAUCCUAGUCUCACAAAGUGUGUGCGUGUGUGUGUUUUUGUGUCUUGGUGUCCUGUUGUGUACAAGAGUGUGUGUGUGUGUAUAUAUAUAUGUACCGGUGCGGCUACACUCAGUCGCGGAAGUUGAAAGCAUAACGGGCGAUAAUUAUGGAAUUAAUCACUAGCAUAAGCGCCAACAGCACAGCCAGCGGUUGGCGGUCUAAUAAUGUCCCAUCGUCAGGAGUAGUGCGAAGAUCGAAACCAACCAUUAUGCACCCAUUAGCAACCGUUAUACUGCUGGUGAUGUUGGCGUUCAGCCACAUGCAAACGCCAGUGUUGGCCAACGCACAGCCACCAACCGAGAAGAUCCCAUUAGGUGCAAUAUUUGAGCAGGGUACCGAUGAGAUACAGUCCGCGUUCAAGUUUGCGAUGCUUAAUCAUAAUCUCAACGUUACUGCCCGACGGUUCGAACUACAGGCGUACGUCGACGUCAUCAACACGGCAGAUGCAUUCAAGCUCUCCAAACUCAUUUGCAAUCAAUUUUCACGCGGCGUCUUCUCAAUGCUUGGAGCCGUCUCGCCGGAUUCCUUCGACACGCUGCACUCGUACAGCAACACCUUCCAGAUGCCAUUCGUGACGCCCUGGUUCCCGGAGAAGGUUCUCACACCGUCGUCCGGCUUUCUCGACUUCGCUAUCAGCAUGCGGCCCGACUACUAUCAGGCCAUCAUCGAUACGGUGCGCUACUAUGGUUGGGAUCGGAUCAUCUACAUGUACGACUCGCACGACGGCCUAUUGCGGCUACAACAGAUCUACCAGGGACUGCGGCCAGGCAACGAGACCUUUCACGUCGAGACGGUCAAGCGGAUAGCGAACGUAAGCGAUGCGAUAGAGUUCCUGCGCACCAUCGAGGAGCUGAACCGGUGGUCUCGGAAGCACAUCGUCCUCGACUGUAGUACCGAGCUGGCCAAGGACAUCGUGGUCAGUCACGUCCGGGACAUCACGCUCGGCAAGCGAACCUACCACUAUCUCUUGAGUGGGUUGGUGAUGGAUGAUCGUUGGGAGAGUGAAGUUAUCGAGUACGGGGCAAUCAAUAUCACCGGCUUCCGAAUCGUCGAUACGAGCAAAAAGUACGUCAAGGAGUUUCUUGAUGGAUGGAAGCGAUUAGAUCCGACCACAUCGCAGGGCGCCGGUAAAGAACUGAUCUCGGCCCAGGCUGCCCUCAUGUACGAUGCCGUGUUUGUGCUGGUCGAAGCGUUCUCCAAAAUUAUGCGCAAAAAGCCGGACCAGUUUCGGGCGUACACGAUGCGCAAUCGAGGCCAGCCGUUCAACCUUCCCACCAACGGAACGCGAACAUUGGACUGUAAUACUUCCAAAGGGUGGGUCACCCCGUGGGAACACGGUGAUAAAAUUUCACGCUACCUGCGCAAGGUGGAAAUAUCGGGCCUUACCGGUGAUAUCAGAUUCAACGAGGACGGCAAACGCCAGAACUACACACUGCACGUGGUCGAGAUGACAGUGAACAGCGCAAUGGUAAAGGUGGCCGAGUGGUCGGACGAAGGCGGACUGGCGCCGGUCGUCGCAAAGUACACCCGGCUCAAGACGGACAUGCAUUACGAGCGGAACAAGACCUAUAUCGUGACGACCAUCAUCGAGGAGCCGUACAUCAUGCUGCGACAGCCAGAACCGGGCGAGACGCUGGAGACGAACGAGCGCUUCGAGGGCUACUGCAAGGAUCUGGCCGAGCUGUUGGCGAAAAAACUCGGCAUCAACUAUGAGCUGCGGAUAGUAAAGGAUGGUCAGUAUGGUUCGGAAAAUCCAGACGUCAAGGGUGGCUGGGAUGGAAUGGUCGGUGAGCUGGUGCGAAAGGAGGCCGAUUUCGCUAUCGCCCCUAUGACCAUCACGUCCGAGCGCGAGCGCGUCAUCGAUUUUAGUAAACCGUUCAUGUCACUCGGCAUUUCCAUCAUGAUCAAACGGCCGGUCAAGCAGAAGCCGAGCGUAUUUAGCUUCCUCAAUCCACUCUCCAAAGAGAUCUGGGUUUGCGUUCUGUUCAGCUACGUCGGUGUCAGCAUCGUCCUGUACAUAGUGUCACGCUUUUCGCCCUUCGAAUGGCGACUAGUUAAUUAUAACGGCGAACAACCGGACGCAGUGCCACAGGCGACGGUAAAUGAGUUUAGCAUUCUGAACUCAUUCUGGUUUGCUCUGGGCGCCUUCAUGCAGCAGGGCUGCGACAUCUCACCACGCUCGAUCUCGGGCCGGAUCGUUGGUUCGGUCUGGUGGUUCUUCACGCUCAUCCUAAUCUCGUCCUACACGGCCAACCUAGCCGCCUUCCUAACAGUCGAGCGCAUGGUCACGCCAAUCAACUCCCCGGAGGAUCUGGCCUCGCAAACCGAGGUCCAGUACGGCACGUUGAUUCAUGGCUCGACCUGGGACUUCUUCCGGAAAUCGCAAAUCUCCCUGUACAGCCGCAUGUGGGAGUACAUGAACUCCCGCAAGCAGCUAUUCGUCAAGACGUACGACGAGGGUAUCCGGCGGGUGCGUACUUCGAAGGGCAAGUACGCGCUGCUCAUCGAGUCACCGAAGAACGACUACACGAACGAGCGGGAACCGUGCGACACGAUGAAGGUUGGACGGAAUCUAGAUGCGAAAGGAUUCGGCAUUGCCACGCCCUUGGGCUCACCGCUAAGAGAUCCAAUCAAUCUUGCAGUACUAUCGUUGAAAGAGAACGGUGAACUAGACAAGCUGAUGAACAAAUGGUGGUUCGAUAGAACGGAAUGCAAACACUACGACAAGCAGGACGCAUCCCGUAACGAACUCUCCCUUAGCAAUGUGGCUGGCAUCUUCUACAUCCUCAUCGGCGGGUUGCUAGUAGCGCUCGCCGUGGCACUGGUAGAGUUUUGCAUGAAAAGCUCGAACCGGUCCAGCAACCGCAUCCCACUCUCCGACACGAUGACCUCCAACUCCAACUCCAAAAACCGGCUCACGAUGCCACCGGCGGCACGGGAGUAUGACAACGGUCGCAUCGGGUAUCCGUUCUAGUACUACACCCCGGCGACACACACCGAUCCGGAUCCGAUCCAUGCCAACUCGCACACGCAGGUUUGAUGUAAGGAGCCGCCGGAACUGCGCCUAUGACGUCCACCGUACGCGCCCACCAUCCGACAGAUCGUGGCCAACAGCCGUCACGAUGCGUCCACGUUGCUGAAGCGCGAAAACGUCCCCGGCGGAGUGCCUCCGGUAGUGCAUGACAAUUCCUGUCUAUAAGCAAGUGUCCCGAGUAAAUUGUUCCCCAAAAACCAUUCCUUAUUCCUCUUUCCUACCGACGCUUUGACUGGGGUAGUUCGUUAGAGGGUUCCACCACUGGAAACACCACAGUCAAAGCGAUCCGUCGGGAAGCAAACAUACAAUUUUCAUGGGCCAUGCUCUGGAAGAUGGGGGAGAGAGGCCCAGCAAAAAAGCUCAAAUAUCAAUGGAGGAGCUUAUGCGGUUUAUAGACCGAGCUGUCAAAAUAAUUAUGCAAAAAAAAAACAAAAAACAAAACAAAAAUACAUGAGAUCUUCUCAGUCCGUCUCAGUGAUGGCGUGAUGUGUACAUAGAUUAGGAAUUAUCAAUAUCUUACCCAUUUUGUUAGUGUUUCGCUCCGUUUUUUGUUUUCGUCCCCUGGAAACGACGUUAAGUUUUUUCGUUACGAGAUAAUCAAAUUACUAGCGGUAAGCAUGUCGGUACGCGGCACGGUUCAAACAUAACCACUCCGGAAGAAAAACAAUACUGUUCCGAAGGAAUUUCUGUUUAAGUGUGUGCAUAAGUGAGCGUACAGCGUUUCCAAUAGCAAGUUAUAAAAGAAAAAGGAAUUGGAAACGCGAGGCGGGCGCUCGUUUGCCCUUGUAGUUAAAUCAUUAUAUCGAUAAUGGGUAUCGAAAGUGGAAUGUAUGAAAGAGUGUAGGUAAGUAUUAAGUAUUGCUAUAAGCGAUGGCGAAUAAAAAGCGCAUGAAUAGGGUACCUAGAACUGAAGUGAAGCAGAAAGAAAAACACACUGAAGGCGACUGAAAACCAGUGCAAAUAUAUUGUACCGAAUCAUUGCACACAACCCACUUAAGUCAACCAAAACAACAGCAACAAACUAAGCAGAAACUUAUGAAACAAUCUAGGUUCGUUCUAAACUAUCUUGGUAAAGUGGAGUAACCAAAAACAAAAAACACAAACUUUCAAAUCAAACAAAAACAUACAAAAAUCAAAACAUCUACUAAUAAGAGCCAAGGUGGAGUAGAAAACCGAAAACAAAAAUCAAAACAACCAACACCUAAAACAGGACAAAAAUUGAUGGCCAAGAAAUGAACUAUUUCCCGGUGGCUCAUAGCAUUACACACCGGUGUAAGCAACUAACAGUUCUCUUAAUAACUCUCUGUACUACUUUAUUCUAAAUAAACAGAAGACUAAUGCGACUCCAAACCAGUGAAUCAGUAGAAAGAGCAAACACUGCGACACAAACCAGAAGAACAAACAAAACAAAACAAAAACAUCUCAAUCGAAAGUACUAGAAGAAAGUACUAAAGCAUUACGAACCAACUCUAUUGGUUUUUAUGUUGUUGUUUUUUUUUUUAUUUUAUUAGCAAAUCACAAACAAAAGGUAGCUUAUCUCAUCCGAACCGGGCCAGUAAACGAGUGUGAUCGGUGGUGGUUCACCCAUCAGCCACAGCUGUUAAAUGAAGGUGAGUGAGAUAAAAACAUUAAAAACUUCAAAACUUAAUCAGCAAAGUGGCCAGAAACAGGAAAAACACGAUUGGAAUUUAAAAUUUCACCAUUCAGUAAUGCAUAAACACUGACAGGACAGACAGUGGGUCAAAAAACAUAACACAUAACCCCAUACAUCAUACAUCCCUCCUACGGUUCCCAUUUUCCAGUAAGCCAAAAUAAAAAGAAACAACAACAGCGAGUGAUCAAAAAAUCUGUAUAGAAUAAGAGAACGGCUAAAAAUAUUGACUAAACGUAAGCUAUUAAAAGAGAAGAAUAAACUAACGAAAUAAAUAAAUCUCGUCAAGCCAUGUAACUAGUAACUUAUCCUAAAACAAAACACGAACAAAACACACUCAGCCAAACAGCAGUCCAAACAUACAUACACGACGAGGGGACUAGGCUAGGCGAAACACGUUCUAUGUUUGUGAGUAACGAGUAGGCGAAAUGACAUCACCUACAUCAGUGUGUGUACAACGUUAGCAAACCGCAGUGACCGGAUUGAGACAUACAGCAUACAACCACACACGUACACCAUAAACAUUACUCCUUCACGAAGCGAAUACAGCAAAAGUGAAUUAACGAAACAAAAAACAAAACAAACCAAACAAGAAAAUCAAAGCUGUUCAAUAACUAUGCUAGUCGGUAAGCAGCGAUUCGAUCUAUACAGGAAAAUUAUUGGUUGAUUUUCGUUUUCGAGAUUAACCAAAAAAAAACAAAAACUCGAUUUAAACGACGGCAACGGAAACAUUUAGCUAUGUGCACGAUUCGGAUACAGUUUUCCGCCCCCCCUCUUUCGAAAUGCGUUCCAAACAUUUAUGUGACUGUUGUGUUAGUUAACAGAAGAAUCAACAGACUUACCAAAAAAAACAUACCAAUCGCAAAUCCAUUAAAUGCCAAACGUGCAUCAGCGCGGUGACACUGUUGUACUGUGGACAAGCAACAAAAAAGGGAAGAUAAAACAAAUCAUGCAAAGAAAAAUUACGAACAUUUGUUGAGAUCGUUUGAAAAUAAAAUCGAAUUCCAUAAGAAAAUAAAAAAA